Messenger RNA from Iphiclides podalirius (scarce swallowtail), 309 nucleotides. Lineage: Eukaryota; Metazoa; Arthropoda; Insecta; Lepidoptera; Papilionidae. The record is from the annotation of a GenBank genome assembly.
AUGCUUUUUAUGAUGAAAGCAAUUUCAACCAUCAAAGGAGAGAAUUUCGUUAAUAAAACAUCGGGCGCACACCCCUGCGCCGCGUGUCGGGGGGCGGCGGCGGGGGUGCGGGGCGAGGCUAGGAAUGCAGCCUCUUGUUCGUUUUGGGGAGCGUCUGCGCAGGUAGGCGCGCCGCAGCCUCCCCCCCUCCGCCACCCGCCCGUUGCUAGGCGAUACAGGACGAAACCGAAACAGACACGGAGGCACUCGAAAAUAGAAAAAAGCAUAAUGGAAGUCCGCGGCGUAUCCAGCAAAACUUACGAUGAAGCC